Molecule: messenger RNA, 4904 nt
Organism: Colossoma macropomum (tambaqui)
Lineage: Eukaryota; Metazoa; Chordata; Actinopteri; Characiformes; Serrasalmidae
Gene: smurf1
Product: SMAD specific E3 ubiquitin protein ligase 1
Exons: 18
Coding region: 213-2408 (731 amino acids)
Biological process (GO): ubiquitin-dependent protein catabolic process; negative regulation of BMP signaling pathway
Molecular function (GO): ubiquitin protein ligase activity; protein binding
Source: RefSeq, a predicted model, not a curated record
ACGCUGUCGAGCUCGAAAAUGUUAGCGUAUGUAGUUAAAUCUGGAGCCGACGGAGGGAUUUGCUAGACGGAAAUAAUAUAAUUUUUCCGUUUAGAAACGCCCGUAUAAACCUAACGUUGCUGGAGUGCGGUUUUUAAACACCGAGCCUGGCUUUGGGUUUAGCGCCUGGGGACUCUCCUGAGAGAAAGUUGGUUCGAUAUUUGUGAGGAGUGAUGUCGAAUCCCGGGACUCGGAGGAACGGGUCAAGCAUUAAAAUCAGACUGACAGUAUUAUGUGCCAAGAACCUAGCAAAGAAAGACUUCUUCCGGUUGCCUGACCCUUUUGCCAAAGUUGUUGUUGACGGCUCGGGUCAAUGCCACUCCACAGACACAGUCAAGAGCACAUUGGACCCCAAGUGGAACCAGCAUUAUGACUUAUAUAUUGGGAAGACCGAUUCCAUCACUAUUAGUGUGUGGAACCAUAAGAAGAUCCAUAAGAAACAGGGGGCUGGCUUUCUAGGCUGUGUGAGGCUCCUGUCCAACGCCAUCAGCAGACUCAAGGAUACAGGCUACCAGCGUUUGGACUUAUGCAAGCUGAACGCCUCCGACAGCGAUGCUGUGCGAGGGCAGAUAGUUGUGAGCCUCCAGACCAGAGACAGGAUUGGCAGUGGUGGGCCUGUGGUAGACUGUAGAGGACUUUUAGAAAAUGAAGGGCCGGUCUUUGAGGACUCUGGACCUGGACGGCCUCUCAGCUGUUUCAUGGAGGAGCCUCUGCCUUACACAGACCCCACGGGGGCUGCUGGGGGAGGUAGCUGCCGUGCACUGGAGUCGCCCAAUCAGGAACAGAGGCUCCAAGCACAACGAAUUAGAAACCAGGAGUCUAGAAGUCAUGCACACACCCCACAGAACCGGCCGCAUGGGCAUCAGUCACCUGACCUGCCUGAGGGCUAUGAGCAGAGGACCACCGUGCAGGGCCAGGUUUAUUUUCUACACACACAGACUGGCGUGAGCACUUGGCAUGAUCCCAGAAUACCACGGGAUCUGAACAGUGUGAGCUGUGAGGAGCUGGGCCCUCUGCCGCCUGGCUGGGAGAUCAGGAGCACAGUAUCAGGAAGGAUUUAUUUUGUCGACCACAAUAACAGAACCACACAAUUCACAGACCCCAGAUUACACCACAUCAUGAGCCAGCACUCUCAGGUGAAGGAGUCAAGCCAGGCUCUGCCGGUGCAGAUGGAAGUUCCCGUAGAAGAAGGUGAGGGAGAGUUGCCUGUGCGUUAUGAGAGAGAUCUGGUCCAAAAGCUCAAGGUGCUGCGCCACGAGCUCUCCCUGCAGCAGCCUCAGGCUGGGCAUUGCCGCAUAGAGGUAUCACGAGAGGAGAUCUUUGAGGAGUCGUACAGGCAGAUCAUGAAGAUGAGGCCCAAGGACCUGAAGAAGCGGCUGAUGGUUAAAUUCCGUGGAGAAGAGGGCUUGGAUUACGGAGGAGUAGCAAGGGAGUGGCUGUACCUUCUUUGUCAUGAGAUGCUGAAUCCAUACUAUGGCUUAUUCCAGUACUCCACAGACAACAUCUACACGCUGCAGAUCAACCCAGACUCAUCAAUCAACCCUGACCACUUGUCUUACUUCCACUUUGUGGGACGGAUCAUGGGCCUGGCAGUGUUCCAUGGGCACUACAUUAAUGGAGGUUUCACGCUGCCCUUCUACAAGCAGCUCUUGGGGAAGCCCAUUCAACUGUCCGACCUGGAGACUGUGGACCCUGAGCUUCACAAAAGCCUCGUCUGGAUCCUAGAGAAUGACAUCACGUCUGUUCUGGAUCAUACGUUCUGCGUAGAACACAAUGCUUUUGGCAAAUUCCUGCAGCAUGAACUGAAGCCCAAUGGCAGAAACAUCCCUGUCACCGAGGAGAAUAAGAAAGAAUAUGUGAGACUCUAUGUGAACUGGAGGUUCAUGCGGGGUAUUGAGGCCCAGUUCCUUGCUCUGCAGAAAGGGUUCAAUGAGCUCAUCCCACAACACCUGCUCAAGCCUUUUGACAACAAGGAACUUGAGCUGAUCAUUGGAGGCCUAGGAAAGAUCGAUCUGAAUGACUGGAAGGCAAACACGCGGCUGAAGCACUGCGUGGCUGACAGUAACAUAGUGAAGUGGUUCUGGCAGGCCGUGGAGUCAUUUGAUGAGGAGAGAAGAGGAAGGUUGCUCCAGUUCGUCACCGGUUCAACACGUGUCCCUCUGCAAGGCUUCAAAGCACUGCAAGGUUCUACAGGUUCUGCAGGACCAAGACUCUUCACUAUCCAUUUGAUCGAUGCCAACACGGAUAAUUUGCCUAAAGCCCAUACAUGCUUCAACCGCAUCGACAUCCCGCCUUAUGAGUCUUACGAGAAGCUCUAUGAGAAGCUCCUGACUGCCGUGGAGGAGACGUGUGGGUUUGCUGUGGAGUGAAAUGCCUCGUCCAGCUCGCCAGCCAGCCAGCAUUGACUAACCCACCUAACAGCCCCUUCUAGACCUCUCAUUCUCCCCUACUCUCCCCCGGGGUUGACAGACUGGUGCCUCCCUGCAGGCUUGAGCGUCACCCGCCAGCCCCUCUCUCAGGAGCACAGAGAGGGGAGCCACUACCCAGGGGCAGGAACUUGCACACAUGCACAGCCUGGGUUACUCCCACACAACCUUCAGGCUACUCUAGGUCUAUUUAUUCUUGGUUCUUGUUGUGAAACGCAAGUUUUUAUUUGCAUUAUUAUAAUCACAGGUACCAGAAAAAAGAGAGAUCAGAUCAAUGUCCUUUUUUGUCAUCUCUCUAAAAUCCAGCCUUUUUUUGGUCACUGAAACUGUGGAACAUAGUCUUAAGUCUGAUUAAUUUGAAUUUGUACCGCUUAGUUGCAAUAAUGUGAUCCUCUCUGAGCCUGUGGUCUGAAGUAGAGGUCAUAUUUUAAUUGUGGUGAAGAUCUUAACCUUUACAGGAGACUCUAAAGGCAAAACCCAGUCUACCUAAUAUGUUUGUUUAAGGAACACAUGGACUGGUUGUUUCAUAAGUUGAAAUGAAUGAUAUCUACACACAGCAUCCCUCACCCUUUUCUGUCCGAGUUCUAUUAUAGGAUGACAUUGUACAUUUCAGUGGUAUCCAUUUCUUAUGUUUUGUCAUUUGUAUUAGACAUUUUAACUUGAUUGCUUGUUGCUUGAAAGGUAUUAAUGAAAAGUUUUUCCCAUCCAUACGAUCAAGGCCACAAAAGCUUGGCAAGUCUUAGACCUUUUUGGGACCGUUUAAUGAAAUGGCUACACAGCGCAAGUGUGCGUGUCUCUACUUUCUCUAACAGAAGCACAUCUGUUACGGCUCACAGACCACGUACAGGCUAAAGAGGGACAGAAAGCCCUUGGAAAUUCCGAUGUCAGCAUUAUCCAGAAUAAGCCAGUAUUCUCAAUGACAUGUUUUAAUCUUUUAAACUUCUAAUCUUUUUGCAUGUUGCACAAAUUUUUUUUUCUUCUUUUUAGUGUUUUUAUUUUGCUGACCUUUUUGUCUGAACAACAAAUGGCUCCCUUUGAGAGGUGGUUUUGAGUGAUGCCAUGUAUCAAGUAGUCCAUCAGGUUCUAAAAACACACUUUUUUCAUCAGUUUCCAUCAGUUUCCUUUUACCAGAUUUAUCCCGCAGAUCUAAAGCAGACUACUAGCCGUAGUGCAUAUUCCAUUGCAUGGGAGAUUUAUGAAAAAUAUGUUUUUUGGAAUCAUGAAUGUUUCUAAGAAGCUCUUAUUGUCCUCAAGUUUAAUUGGACAAUGCUGAUUUGUUUUUAUUUGUUGACUUAGCAUUAACUGUUUGUACCACGUGUACCGCCUGCAUUUGUACAUGAGUGCUUUCACUCACAUUCACCGCAAGACUGUUAUUCAUGUGUCUCUGUCACUGAAACCACUUUUUUAAAACUAACAUUUUUUCUAUGGCACUUUCACUAGCACAUACAGUAAAGUCAUCCCUCAUUUUCAUUCCGAGCAGCGUGACUUGUUCUCCCCUGUAGGAAAUUAAAAAGCUAAAGACUUGGACGGCAGUGCUUUAAAUCCCUGUUCAGCUGGGGUGAUCCUCUCCGUUUUACGUCUCUUCUCUAGUGUUUGGCUUCAGGCACGUUACGUUUAGGUCUUGGCAUACGGAUUUAACAGAGCAGUGAGGUGUCUAGGAUUUCAUUAUGUAGUGCUUGAUGUGCAUGGCACCAGAUUAUUAUUCGUAAAAUUGACAAAAAAUGAGCCAAUUUUUAGUUUUAAGUGUUCUGCAACCACUUGAUCCUAAACUAAUUAUUUAUUACUAUGUAAUGUCCUUUUAAGUAUUGCUGCUAUUAUCAUUAUUCCCUGUUUUUCAGAAAAGGCCAAUUUUCUUGUGAAAGCUGUACACUACUCUCUUUUUAUUUUAUGUAUGAAUCAAAGUAUUUAAACCUGCUGCUAAUUCAAAGAAGCCUGUCCCUUGGCCUGGAUUGAGUUAGCUUUGAUGUAGGCUGGACCCCGGUGGUCAUGUUCAUAUUUGUGAUAUAUGCAAUAAAAUCUGACACCUUUAUACUCUUGGUUCUGUCUUAACAUGUCUUUAUUUCUUACAUGUAACAGAUUGGACAGAGCUUAAUUCUGACAGCGUUUGUGUGAACCGAGUCCUUUGUUUUUCCAGAUGACUAGAGUGGUGAUCUGUUAUUAAACUCGGAUAAACACAAAAGAGCUGGACAUUUAAUGUUGUGUAAUAGUGGGAAUGACUAGUGAGUUUGAGGAUGAGUAUGGACUUUGCCUGCAAGUUACAUUUGUUUUUAAAAACAACUUUUCCAAAUGAUGUGACCAGUAUCAUUACUAUGUACAAUUAUAAGGUCCUGAGUGUCAUUGUUUAUUGGAUGCAAGAAUAAUGUAACUUACAAUGUACUAAACAUUUCUGAAAAGAUUCCAUGUAAAUAAGAUUAUAUUAAAGAAACUAAAUUGAAAAUA